Messenger RNA from Momordica charantia (bitter melon), 534 nucleotides. NCBI's taxonomy places the organism in Eukaryota, Viridiplantae, Streptophyta, Magnoliopsida, Cucurbitales, Cucurbitaceae. The record is from RefSeq and is a predicted model, not a curated record.
AUGGACCUAAUUGGCCCUUUCCCAUUAGGCAAGGGCCAGGCGAAGUACACCAUCGUUGUUGUAGAUUACUUUACAAAAAGGGCCGAGGCCGAGGCUCUCUCGACAAUCACGAAAGCAAGAAUCACGGCCUUCAUCUGGACAAGUAUUGUUUACCGCUUUGGCAUACCUAACACUAUUGUGACAGACAAUGGCAAACAAUUUGACAACGUCAAGUUCAAAGAUUUUUGUAGCAAACUUGGAAUUAGUCACCUUUGCUCAUCCCCAGCUCAUCCCAAGGCCAACGGACAAGUAGAGGCGAUCAACAAAAUCAUCAAGUGGGGCCUUAAGCUACGGUUAGACGCAAGAAAAAGACGGUGGGUGGAGGAGCUACCUGAAGUACUCUGGUCCUACCGAACUACUCCCCGGGAGUCAACUGGCGAAACCCCAUUCGCUAUGGCUUUUGGCUCCGAGGCCGUAGUGCCCGUCGAAACGGGAUACCAACCGAAAGGGUUGAGUACUACGAACAAGUUAGGAAUGAAGAGGAGCUACUCUUGA